UCAAUUUACAGCUUUCUUCCUCGCUCUUUAUAUUCAAACAUAACAGAAACCCUCCUUCCUCUCCCUCUUGUUUCAAUCUUCUCUGAUUUCUCCAUCAAUGGGGAGCGAACCCAAUACUCCCACUUCUCUCAAGAAGAAACUCAUCAAGUCCCCUCUAUGCAUCUCGUGCUGUUUUCGCAGAUUCAACAACCGCUACCACCGCCAUCACCGCCACCAAGUGCACGACGAUAACUUAAAUUCCCCGAAAUCGCCACAGGGCCUCAUUACUCGAUCCUCCUCGGCGUCGGGGAAAUCGCGCCACCAUGAAAUGCCGGAACUCAAGGAGAAAUGCCGGAAUCUGAUUUCAUGCAUCGGCGGAGGUGGCGGAGGAGGUGUUGUGCGACAUUCGAGAAGGCACUCCGCGGAUUUUCACUACGACGCGUUGAGUUACUCGCUGAAUUUCGAUCACGGAUGCGACGGCGCUUACCUCGACGAAUAUCCUCUGAGAGAUUUCUCCGCCAGGUUGCCUGUCUCCCCGCCGUCUACCGAUUCUCCGUCGUCUUCGUCGUCCUCCAGGAGAGAGAUCGUGGCUUUCACUUGAUCCGGUUUCUUGACUCCGGUUCUUGACUACGGUUUCUCUCCGUACGUUAACGGCGGC
Molecule: messenger RNA, 637 nt
Organism: Carica papaya (papaya)
Lineage: Eukaryota; Viridiplantae; Streptophyta; Magnoliopsida; Brassicales; Caricaceae
Source: RefSeq, a predicted model, not a curated record